Bombina bombina (fire-bellied toad) is the source of this 3094-nucleotide messenger RNA. It is a transcript of the gene MEIS1, whose product is annotated as Meis homeobox 1. The record is from RefSeq and is a predicted model, not a curated record. Gene Ontology annotation, biological process: brain development; positive regulation of cell population proliferation; hemopoiesis. The coding region runs from base 707 to 2182 and encodes 491 amino acids. The transcript is spliced from 12 exons. Gene Ontology annotation, molecular function: DNA-binding transcription activator activity, RNA polymerase II-specific; RNA polymerase II cis-regulatory region sequence-specific DNA binding. NCBI's taxonomy places the organism in Eukaryota, Metazoa, Chordata, Amphibia, Anura, Bombinatoridae.
UGCAGCCCAUUGCAUUGUGUAAGACGCGACCUGUUAUGGCCACCACUACUUCCGGGUUCCAGCAUUCUGGUCCAAACCCAGCUCUCCGCCUGUGCAACACACACUUUACACGCGCACCAGGGCUGGGAGCGAGCAGCAGCGGCCGGGGCUGCUAUAAGGCGAACUCAGACAUUUUCUUUCUACAGCUCCGUUGCACAGCUCUUUACUAACAGGGAACUCACAGAGGCUGGGAACAAAAUUCCAAGAGGCUGAAGGAUCAAGACUGACUGAAGGAAGAGAGAGCCUGGGUCUUACAGCAUUUUUGCAUCUGGACACUAUUUUCAGGGGUUUUGACCGGUGCAAAGCGAACAGUGGAUCAUCAUUCAUUCACCACCUUGACAAGCUCGCCUAUGAUUGACAGCUUAAGUGGCAGAAAGCCAUGAGACUUUGGUAGCUGGCUCCGAGGGGCACUUUUUAACUGAUUUUGGGGUAAACUGGGGAAUAUUUUACUUUCUCCCAUGUUUUUGGAGAGUUUAUAUUUUGCAGUUCAAGCUGAAGAUUUGGUUUAAAUUAUCACAACACUGGAAACUUUUAAAGAAAGGAUUUUCCACACAUUUCUUUUUUUAUCUUUUUUUUUUUUUGGUGGAAUUGCGUAAUUGUUUCUGUUCCACACUGGCCUUAAAUAGGAUAUAUUUGAAGCUGAAGUAGGAAGGAGUUAGGAAGGCCAAUGGCUCAAAGGUACGACGAGUUGCCCCAUUACGGUGGGAUGGAUGGAGUAGGGAUCCCCAGCACCAUGUAUGGGGAUCCCCAUGCUGCGAGGUCUAUGCAGCCGGUUCACCAUCUGAAUCACGGUCCUCCGCUGCACUCCCACCAAUACCCGCACACGGCCCAUACCAACGCUAUGCCCAGCAUGGGCUCCUCUGUCAAUGACGCUUUAAAGAGAGAUAAAGAUUCCAUUUAUGGACACCCCCUGUUCCCACUCUUAGCACUGAUUUUUGAAAAAUGUGAAUUAGCUACUUGUACUCCCCGGGAGCCUGGGGUAGCUGGCGGUGAUGUGUGCUCCUCCGAGUCUUUCAAUGAAGACAUAGCAGUGUUCGCCAAACAGAUUCGAGCAGAAAAGCCCCUGUUUUCUUCAAAUCCGGAAUUGGAUAAUUUGAUGAUCCAAGCCAUACAAGUAUUAAGGUUUCAUCUACUGGAGUUAGAAAAGGUACACGAAUUGUGUGACAACUUCUGCCACCGGUAUAUUAGCUGCUUGAAAGGGAAAAUGCCCAUCGACCUGGUGAUAGAAGACAGGGAAGGUGGAUCCAAGUCAGAUAGUGAAGACAUGAGCAGACCAGCAAAUCUCACAGAUCAGCCUUCUUGGAGCAGAGAUCAUGAUGACACAGCUUCAACUCGGUCUGGGGGUACCCCAGGACCUUCCAGUGGGGGGCAUACAUCGCACAGCGGGGACAACAGCAGUGAACAAGGUGACGGUUUGGACAACAGUGUAGCUUCACCAAGCACGGGGGAUGAUGACGAUCCUGACAAAGACAAAAAACGUCAUAAAAAGCGCGGUAUUUUUCCAAAAGUAGCCACAAACAUCAUGAGGGCAUGGCUAUUCCAACACCUAACACAUCCUUACCCUUCAGAAGAACAGAAAAAACAAUUGGCACAAGACACAGGUCUCACUAUACUUCAAGUGAACAAUUGGUUUAUAAAUGCAAGAAGAAGAAUAGUCCAGCCAAUGAUAGACCAGUCUAAUCGAGCAGGCAAGUCCCCAAUAGUAACUGUAUUCAAGUCACGCAGGCGAAAACCAUCCUCAAGCCAUUCACCGGGAGGUCUGUUACCUGUAAGUCAAGGAACACCAUAUAAUCCAGAUGGACAACCAAUGGGAGGUUUUGUAAUGGAUGGCCAGCAACACAUGGGUAUCAGGGCGCCAGGACUGCAGAGUAUGCCAGGGAAUUACAUAUCCGCAAGUGGUCCAAUGGGGAUGAGUAUGGGACAGCCAAGUUACAGCCCAUCACAGAUGCCUAUACAUCACGCUCAACUGCGUCACGGACCUUCUGUGCAUACCUACAUUCCUGGACAUCACCACCAUCCAGCAAUGAUGAUGCAUGGGGGACCACAUCACCCUGGAAUGCCAAUGUCAGCAUCUAGCCCCUCAGUACUUAAUACAGGAGACCCAACAAUGAGUGGACAUGUCAUGGACAUUCAUGCUCAGUAACUUAUGGGAAAAUGUAUUGUCUGCAAUGGCAAGUUUUGAAUACUGUCUUUCUGCUCCGACUGUGAAGUUCCAUCUUGGCAUCGGUAUAGGACCAAGACAGAUUCUUCAUAGGGACCCAAAAAGCAGAAAACUGAAAAUCAAAUUGGGGGACAUGAUAAAUAAUUAUAUAAGACAUUAUGAGAACAAAGAGUGAAAUAUUGUAAAUGAUAUUAUACUGUUAACCAUAUUAUGUUGUUUCUUAUAGAUUUUUUUAAAAAAAUGUGAAAUUUUUCCACACUAUGUGUGUUGUUUCCAUAGCUCUUCAAUUCCUCCAGAAGCCUCCUUACUUAAAAAAAGCCUUACAGUUAUCCUGCAAAUGACAGAAACUGAUUAUUUGCAGGUCAUAUUAGAGCAUUAAAGUAAGUAAGUCAGGCAGAAGAAUUUUUCUUCGAUCCAAGGAUUUCAGCCAUUCACUCGUUCUCUGCAGCUUUGUCUCAGUUUUUUUUUUUCUCUUUCUGUCUGUCUCCCUGCCUCUGUCUUUUGCCUGAGGCUUGAAUUUGCAUGUCUAAUUCAUUUACUCACCAUAUUUGAAUUGGCCUGAACAGAUGUAAAUCGGGAAGGAUGGGAAAAACUGCAGUCAUCAACAACGAUUAAUCAGCUGUUGCAGGCAGUGUCUUAAGGAGACUGGUAGAAGGAGGCAUGGAAACCCAAAGGCAAUGUGUUUGGAGCCCAGUUGUCACAUCAGUGUCCGCGUGCAGCAACAGACAUAAUGUACAUCACUUCCUGUUUUAUGCAGCUGAAACAUAAACUGAAGAAAAUUUUAUUUUUAAUAUGUUGACUUUUGUUCUCAGCAAAGCAUCAGUCGUACAUGCAUUUCCAUAGUCCCACCAUGGAACAUUUAUGUAUACAUUGUAAAUAAAUUUUGUGCAAAAA